ACCCUUACUAGUAUUGCCCUCCCUAUAUUGGAUCUUCUCCCAUAUCAAAUGCAAGCUCCAGAAAAUGGCCGUUAAAGGCAGUAGAAGCGGAUUGAAAAUGUUACUGACCGCUUUAACUGCCACUGGUGCUGCCGCUGGCCUCUGGCUGCUUAUACAGCCCUCACAAUCGCGAAAAGUCACUGGCGACUCAAAGGUCGUCGGUCUUUACAACGCAACAGGGAAUGAUUGCUUUAUUAAUUGUAUCGUUCAAGCAUUAGCAAGUUUAGAAUCUCUUCUUGAUGUACUCCGUUCGCGUAAAUCUUUUACUCCAUUGAAUGAGGCUCUCGAGGAAAUCCUUCAUCUCUUGAACGGACAGACAAACAGAACACAGAACGUGAACAAACUUGUCCUCAAGCUGAAUUAUGCCAUUGGACGGAGUAUACAACGGUCUCGACAACAGGACGCUCAUGAAUUUCUUCAAUGUCUUUUGGAAACUCUUCAGAACCAACCUAGAACAACGCAGUUUCAAGCUUUAAAACAGUGCUACAAAGUACCCUUCCCAUGGCCAUUCAUCGGACGCAUGAGGCAGCGUGUCACAUGUGGUCGCUGUCUAUCUGUCAGCGACACCUAUUUCAGCACAUUAAGUUUAGAGCUGUCGCUUCCUCCCGAAAGCAUCAGUAAGAGCUGGAACAACUUGAGUUUGUCUCAAUUGCUACAACAAAACGCAUCCGACAGCAUUGAAGGGUACCACUGUACCAACUGCUCUAAAAAACGCCGAGUCGUAAACGGUAGCACCGUUGAGCCAACAUCAUGCACGCGUUCCCUAACUUGGACACACCUGCCAUCCAUUCUAAUUUUGUUUCUACAACGCUCCUACUACGAUCCUCAUCGGGGUCUUGAGCGAAACAAUUGUCGGAUAAACUACCCGCGUAAGCUGCAUGCCUCCGAUACGGACGCUCGAUCUUACGUGCUGAAAGCUGUCGUUGUUCAUAGAGGCAGUCCUUCUUUUGGUCAUUAUUCGUGCUACCGCACAGCUCUGGGCAGCUGGUGGCUUACAAGCGACUCACAAACUCGUAAAGUGUCCAUGUCCUCUGUGCUCGAUCAGAGCCAGAAAGUGUGUAUACUGUUUUACGAACGGGAAUCUUUCAUAGCCGGAGUCGAUCCUUAAAGGCAAUGAAAAGCUGCAUUAAACUGUCACAUGUCCUACUUUUUUGCUCCUACUAUUUUUGUGUAUCCAUCGUAUCUGUCGACGCAGCCGUUGUCUCUAAGGCAGCGAGAUUUUCAAAUGGCAGUUUGCUUUUGGCGGCCAAAGUGAACCACGACAAUGCAGCAGAUUCACAAGGGCAGUGCCUGUCUCACUCUCGUUUGUACCAUCACUCAAUCUUCAUUCACUCGCCAACGACCCAUCCCAGCUUUACAACCUUCCCCAACUAUCCCUAACUCUCUUGUCCAUCGUUUCAACCCAGUCCAAUUUGUUUUGUGUUAUCUUUUGUUUCGAGGAAGCUCUUCCUGAAGGUAUCGUUGCUUAACGAGCCUCGAAUUGAACCAUACGUUUCGUACGCAUCUUGUACAUCACACGGUGACCACAUUCACGGCAACGAAUGACCUCCUUGGCUUGGAUGGAGUUGUGAGCACCACAAUCUACAUUUCUGUCAGCAAACAUUCUCCAAAUAUGACCAUUUCUGAAUUUACGCAAAAAACUUACCAGCACACAAAUAAAUCAUGGUAGCAGGUCUAGGAGCGCUGAAACCAGCAGCACCGACAGUGGAAGGGUGAUAUGCGUCCUUGUUCAUUGUGAUAUUUGUGCAAAAUCGCUUUUUUUGUUUUUUGGGUGGGUUUGCUUGUGGCAGCUGGUGAAAUCUCCGAGCAGUCGCCCUAAGAAGGCAAAUGGAUGAUUACGAAAACACACAAAUGACCAUCAUUCCUCAAGGAUUGCAACCACUGUGUGCAUCAGAAACGGAAACAGUUGUUCAGUUGGCUUAAUUUUGUCGAUGUGUCUUGUUACGUUAAUUGAACUACUUGGAAAUGCCCAAAAUUAAAAUGUCGUUGUCUAAAAGCUGUUUAAUUCAUUAAUAACUCUUUUUGGAGAGCUGAAACAACGUGAAUGUUGAUGCUAUUUCCUAAAAGCCGGUACAUAGCUUUGUCACUAGCACCGCUUGCUUGCCAUGUAAAUUCUUCAGGGAAUCCCAUAAUGCGAGCUAUUUCACGGACGGUAAAAUACCGCAAACACAGAUCAUAUCUGUUCUCAAGGAAUGCUUUCUUGAUGUCUUCGUGGUCGGACAUCUGUAAUACAGAACCGGAGCCUUGAACGAGAUGUGUAUAUCCCCGUGUGAAACAACAAGAAUGUGUGUCACUGGGUUUCACUAUGUCUAACUGAUGUCCGUACUUUUGCAGAAUAUCUACUGGAACAGAAUGCUUCUCCAUAUUGACUUCCUUGUCCAGAUAAUUAUUUAUUGGUCGGAUUGUCUCCGCCUUAUCAGGGAAUGACAAUUUCGGAUUCCACGAAUUCUCGAUUUCAUCUCGCUUAAGACGCGCCAGUCCAUACCAACGAAGUCUAGAAUUUGGAAUGCCAAUUUGAAACGGACUCAGCAAGACUUCGUGAAACACAUAACCGCUGGCUUUGAGCACUUCCCGACACUUUUCUGCCGUCCAGCUUGUUUCAAAUCCAAAAACGUUUUCAAUAAAUAUGAACUUCGGUUUGUAUGAACAUGUCGGAAGGAUUUCAAGUACAUGCAGAAACGCUGCCGCCCUUGGAUCGGCAUGACCCUGUUGCUUGCCUAAGCGUGUGUAAGGUUGACAACUAGGACUUAGUGUCCAUAAAUCACAACGUAAGGCAUCUAAUUGUUCCUUCGUCAAUGUUGAAAUGUCAUACUUUCACCUUAUGUUAGUUAAUGUUACUUAAACCAAUAUUUACAACAUAUUCAUCAUACA
Messenger RNA from Schizosaccharomyces japonicus yFS275, 2910 nucleotides. Its product is annotated as ubiquitin carboxy terminal hydrolase Ubp11. The transcript has a single exon. Gene Ontology annotation, biological process: ubiquitin-dependent protein catabolic process; protein deubiquitination. NCBI's taxonomy places the organism in Eukaryota, Fungi, Ascomycota, Schizosaccharomycetes, Schizosaccharomycetales, Schizosaccharomycetaceae. The coding region runs from base 65 to 1147 and encodes 360 amino acids. The record is from RefSeq and is a predicted model, not a curated record. Gene Ontology annotation, molecular function: cysteine-type deubiquitinase activity; deubiquitinase activity.